Messenger RNA from Daldinia childiae, 1155 nucleotides. Its product is annotated as Nitric oxide synthase-interacting protein like protein. Gene Ontology annotation, molecular function: ubiquitin protein ligase activity. Lineage: Eukaryota; Fungi; Ascomycota; Sordariomycetes; Xylariales; Hypoxylaceae. Gene Ontology annotation, cellular component: nucleus. The transcript is spliced from 2 exons. The record is from RefSeq and is a predicted model, not a curated record. Bases 1 to 1155 code for a protein of 384 amino acids.
AUGUCACACAGUAAGCGGAACACAUCGCGCGCCGUCUUCACUUCCCACGAGCGGGACCUCGCUAAACGAGCAUGGAGCUCAACGACGGCACGACUUUCACGUGAAAGCUUCCUUCCCUUCUCAUCCUGCGGACUGUGCCUCGAGAUAGCCCAAGACCCGGUGUCAUGUGUGCACGGCGACAUAUUUUGCCGCGAGUGCGCCCUGAAUAACAUCCUGGCCCAGAAGAAGGAAAUAAAGCGCCUCGAGAAAGUUCGCGACCAGGGGGAGCGUGAUGCCUUGGAAGAAAGGGCGCGCCAGGAGGAAGAAGCCCGUGAACGUGCUAUUCGUGAAUUUGAGAUGACACAAAUCGGCCUAGACGCGAAGACGAAGAGUAAUGGCACUAAUAAAGACAAUAAUACUACUCGGAAAGGAUCAACCGAUAGUCAUAAUCAAAGUAGCACACCGGCGGCAGUGGAGUUACCUAAUGGCAGUGGGAAGAAGCGUAAAUUUGAAAUAGACGCGGAAGAAUUGGUGCGGAUAGCGCAAGAAGACAGGGCAAAAGCACGGAAAGCAAUCGACGAAGAGAAAGCAACGAAACCCGUGUUACCGUCGUUUUGGACGCCUUCGAUUACACCAUCUUCCAACACGAAAGAUGCGCUUCACGAGGUAGCCAAGAAGACGAAGAGCACGCCAAUAUGCCCGGCGUCAAAAGACGACAGUCCACAUACGUACUCGCUACACACACUUGUGACAGUGAACUUCACCGAAGAGGAAGAUGGAGGAGGCGAGGGCCGGGAUGGUCCAAGUAAUAGGAAGAAGCGUAUACGAAUAUGUCCAUCGUGCAAGAAAGGACUAAGCAAUACUUCGAAAGCACUGCUCGCAAAGCCCUGCGGUCAUGUCUUGUGCCGUAACUGCGUCGAUAAGUUUAUGCAACCCUCGCGGCACCACCAUGAUCCACACGCAUCGGCAGGUGAUGCUGGGAGCUUACGGUGCUAUGUCUGCGAGGCAGACCUUAUAGAUCAGAAGGGCAGUAAUGAUGGGGGGAGUGAAAAGAGCAAGAAAAAGGAUAAAGAGAGGAUACGACCGGGAUUAGUCGAGCUGAGGAGCGAGGGUACAGGCUUUUCAGCCGGGGGCGUAAACCAGGUGCAGAAAUCUGGCGUGGCAUUUCAAUGCUAG